ACUUUUCCUCUUUCAGUUUUUGCCUCUUGGCUUUCCCUCUCUUUGUAAGCCCCAAGCUCCCAGUCGCAUGGGCGUCGGAGCAUGCAAGAGGAAGUCUACAUUCUUAUAUCCUGACCAAUUCUGUGCCUCCCCUGUAUCUCAUCGAUAAUGGCCGAACAACAACAAGAUGAACAGCAAGCUAUCGAGCAGCCUGCACCUCCCCAGACUUCACAACCCGAUGUAUCAGUUAACGAUUAUUCGGUUCCACUAGCUGCUGAUAACGACUUGAAUGGACAAGAUGCUUCACCCAGGGCUCCAGACAGAGAUGACCGAAAGAUAUUGCCAGUUCAAGCGAGUCUACAAAAUGGUCACACGUCGUACCAGUUACUCCAGCCUUCGAUCCACUCACCGAUCAAUGCAAACGGGAAAACCCCCGUGCAGAAACCCAGUGUAAAAUACUUACGCAAAGACCAACAUCUGAUCAUCCCCACUCCACUCGGUAUGUCACCAGUUGAAAAUGUGAAAGGGCGCGCUCGUACACACGCGCAACUAUCUGCACGCUACUGGAGAGCAACACAUUUCACCUACGCCGAGAUUCGAAAGAUGAUAUUGCCAUCUCACAACCAACUACAAGUGUGUCAAGCCGUAGAUUCUAAAGCCUACCAAGCAAGAAACGAGAUUUUCAACGAUUGGAAUCUAGCAACUUGGUAUGAUGGAUUCGAAACGGAUCAGCCGGAGCUAAAAGAUUUGGUCAUGGCUGCUUUCAGCGCCGCCUGCCAGUUUAACUGCGACAUUCGCGAUGUCGGCGUGCUUAAUAGACCGGACAUGCAAGUGAACGACUCGGCAUGGGCCGUUACCCAAAACGUGCCUCCUGAACGAUUGGAGAACAAAAUUCAACCAUUUUCCAUACAGUGUAUAGCUGCACUUAACUACGAGCCCGUCGGACGAUAUUCGUUAGCAGCUUACGUGCGAGCUUUCGGUAUAGGUAUUGGCAUACUGCCCUCGAAGACGUCAGAAAUGCAAAUGGAAUGGAGAUUCUCUCUCGCUCCGCCUAGCUAUGAAAGUGUGAUGGCGGUGAAUCAGUUUCAGGCAGCUUAUCAACGUCCGCUCGACACAUUGUGCGCUAAUAUACUAGCCAUGUUCGGCAUUUUGCAUCUUGCAAAGGACAGAACCUAUAAGUCUAACGACAUUAAUAUGGAUAGGAUAUGCGCCUCGUAUAUCAAGACUCUGCGUACGGAUGUGACUCAAUAUGUGGACAUUGAUAACAUGCUGGCACACAAGGAGGCAAUAGCACGCACCGGACCCCACCCAUUCGGAUUAGCGCAGACGCUGUGGAUAGCUCGAGUGAUGGGGCGACAUGGACUUCUUACGGCUCCACUUGCUCUCAGGCUUAAUGCGACACCUCCUCCCGUGCAACGACUAAUGCUAGCACAUGCUUGUUCGCGCGAGUGGGCAAACUUUCCAGCUUUUUAUAUGGUGCAGAGGGCGGUAUGA
This is a messenger RNA of Phalaenopsis equestris, 1473 nucleotides long. RefSeq lists its product as uncharacterized. The record is from RefSeq and is a predicted model, not a curated record. Lineage: Eukaryota; Viridiplantae; Streptophyta; Magnoliopsida; Asparagales; Orchidaceae. The transcript is spliced from 2 exons. Bases 148 to 1473 code for a protein of 441 amino acids.